AUGUUAACAGUAGUGUGUGAAAAUUACAAUGAAUUGCAAAAAGAACACAUCAAAGCAAAAAUUUCGCGGGUUUUCGUUCAAACACAAGCAUCUGAUACAAGCCUUAUUGUUAAGGAUGGAUAUCAAUGGAGGAAAUAUGGACAGAAGGUGACUAAAGACAACCCUUGUCCAAGAGCUUAUUUCAAGUGUUCUCAUGCUCGUACCUGUCCGUCAAAAAGAAGAGCCCCACCUUUAAAAAUAUCUGAUUCUUUUCCACCCCAAUUUGAAUUCAAAGGUGUUCCAAUUGGAGAAGCUGCAGCUCCAAAUACUGUAGGUGGUUUUGGGGAUUUAUUCGGUAUGCCACAACCUAUGGAAUGCUUGCAUGAGACCCCAAUUCUUCCAUUCUUGUCCAAGAGUUUCGAUUUGGUGGAUGAUCCUUCAUUGGAUUCUAUAAUUUCUUGUGGAGCAAAGGGUGACAUAUUUGUUGUGUGGAAUCUUGUGGAAUUUGCUAGGAUUGUUUUGCCAAGGAAUUUCAAGCACAACAAUUUUUCAAGUUUUGUUCGGCAACUUAAUACAUAUGUGGGCUGUGAGCAGCUUGGCCUGCACCGUGUCCUUACUUGA
Fraxinus pennsylvanica is the source of this 600-nucleotide messenger RNA. Lineage: Eukaryota; Viridiplantae; Streptophyta; Magnoliopsida; Lamiales; Oleaceae. The record is from the annotation of a GenBank genome assembly.